AUGCUGGCCGCAAUCAAAACCGUUGAGACAGGGACAAGGGAGGAGGUUUUGCAACAUUUGUCUCAGCCAAACCUAAUUGAACACGAUCCCGACAACAAUACUCUCCUGCAUUAUGCUUGUCUGGCUGGAAAUUUGAGUGCCGUAAAUGUUUUGAUCGAAGCAGGAUUUUACGUCAACGCCAAUAAUGUCGACGGUCAUACCCCGAUUUGUGAUGCUGCGGCGAAUGGCUCAGUUGAGAUAAUUCGAGCUCUAAUUCGUGGCGGUGCAAACGUUAAUCCACUAGCGUAUUGGGGCUCCCCACUUAUGAAUGCAGUUAAGAAUGGACACUACGAUGCAAUGGUUGUCUUAGUUGAUGCUGGUGCUGACGUUAACGCCUGUGAUCGUAAAGGUUUCUGUCCGAUACACGUUUCAGUUAAAAACCGGUUUUACCCAGCUGUUGAAUAUCUUUUAAUGGCCGGUGCUGACCCUAAUAAACGCGUUCGUCUCACAACUGCUCUACACAUCGCUGCAGAACUUCGCGACUUGAAAAUGGUUCGACUUCUGCUACACUACGGUGCUUUUGCCUCGCCGACCGACUUCAGGGGACGCCGACCAAUCGAUUUUGUUGAAAAGGAUUCUUCCAUCUACAAACUUAUCUCUGCUUACACUGGUUGGGUGCCCUCACUACAAUUUCUCUCACGUCUGGCUAUCAAACGGCAAAUUCCCUCUCUCCUUCCUAUCUAUCUAUCCCGUCUCGAUCUACCCAGCAUUUUGUAUGACUAUCUGACUUUCAAAUUUUAA
Messenger RNA from Echinococcus granulosus, 780 nucleotides. Its product is annotated as Ankyrin repeat and SOCS box protein. The transcript has 4 exons. Lineage: Eukaryota; Metazoa; Platyhelminthes; Cestoda; Cyclophyllidea; Taeniidae. Gene Ontology annotation, molecular function: protein binding; transcription cis-regulatory region binding. Gene Ontology annotation, biological process: intracellular signal transduction; positive regulation of transcription by RNA polymerase II. Bases 1 to 780 code for a protein of 259 amino acids. The record is from RefSeq and is a predicted model, not a curated record. Gene Ontology annotation, cellular component: nucleus.